Molecule: messenger RNA, 1374 nt
Organism: Ziziphus jujuba (common jujube)
Lineage: Eukaryota; Viridiplantae; Streptophyta; Magnoliopsida; Rosales; Rhamnaceae
Product: protein neprosin
Exons: 7
Coding region: 1-1275 (424 amino acids)
Source: RefSeq, a predicted model, not a curated record
AUGGCAAAAUGUACUACUACUUUAACGAUUUUGUUGGCAAUGAUUUUGAUUGUUUUGAGUGAUGAUGUCGAGGCUAAUAAAGCUACGGAAACUUCUUUGGAUAUUGAUACUAAGUUGAAGUUGCUCAAUAAACCUGCAGUCAAGAGCAUUAAGAGUGAAGAUGGAGAUAUUAUUGACUGCGUUGACAUCUAUAAACAACCUGCUUUUGAUCAUCCGGCAUUGCGAAACCAUACAAUUCAGAUGAGGCCCAGUUUUCACGUAAAAUCAGAGACUUCCAGUACCAAAAACAAGACUUCUCAUAAGCAAGCUGUAUCUCAAACUUGGCAAAAAAGUGGACGCUGUCCGAAUGGGACAGUUCCUAUUCGCAGAAUUCGUAGGGAAGAUUUACUGAGAGCUUCUUCUCUUGAAAACUUUGGUAAAAAAGCACCGCAUUUUUCCCACAAAAACAACGCUACGUAUCUACUACCAAACAACGCGGUCUACAUUAACAACACCAAUGUCUCUAUCCCUACACUACCCAAUCGCUCUGCUGCUACUUUAGUAACAUUAGGAUACAGUUAUAUAGGUGCUUCUGGAUCAUUAAAUCUUUGGCAUCCGAAUGUUCAAUCAGCAGACGACUACACCACUGCUCAAAUAUGGCUUAAGCAUGGUCCUGGAGAUAACUUUGAAGCAAUUGAGUCAGGCUAUGUGGUAAAUCCAAAGUUAUACGGAGAUACACUCACAAGGCUUUUCGCAUAUUGGACUGUGGAUGCUUACAGGUCAACCGGUUGCUUUGACCUGACAUGCACAGGGUUUGUCCAAACAGGGAUAGGAAUAGCCCUUGGUGCAUCCCUUGGACCAUGGUCAGUUGACAUGGGAGCCCAAUAUGAAGUCCCAGUUAGCAUCAAUCUGGACCCAAACACAGGCAACUGGUGGCUUAAAGUGGGUGAAAACGUCGUCGUAGGAUAUUGGCCCACAGCUCUUUUCAAUUAUAUGAAAGGCAGCGCGGAGAUAGUGGAAUGGGGUGGUCAAGUUUAUAGCCCAAACGUCAAGAAAACACCUCAUACGACAACGACGAUGGGGAGUGGAAAUUACGCGUCGUCCCUCCAAGGUGCGGCAUGUUACAUAAAGAACGUGAGGAUUGUGGACUAUUCGUUGUCGUCCAAGUACCCGCAAUGGGUGGGCACUUGGGCCGACGAACCCUACUGCUAUUCUGCCUAUAACUACAUGGAGGCUUAUGGGGUUGAACCCGUUUUUUACUUCGGAGGGCCUGGUCGAAAUCCUAACUGCCCUUAGAACCCUCCAAUAUUGUUUGAACCUCUUAUAUAUUUUCCUGCCCUUUUUGUUGAAAUAAAAGAACCUAUUUUUCUUUUUCUUUUUCUUUUUCUUUUUUUU